Messenger RNA from Atta colombica, 915 nucleotides. RefSeq lists its product as uncharacterized. The record is from RefSeq and is a predicted model, not a curated record. The transcript has 4 exons. The coding region runs from base 1 to 915 and encodes 304 amino acids. Lineage: Eukaryota; Metazoa; Arthropoda; Insecta; Hymenoptera; Formicidae.
AUGGCAGAGCGAAAAGCAGAAGACGAUUUAAUUCCAGUUCGUCACUGGAUACGUGGACAUUACAGGAAAUUGACAAGAACUAAUAAAGCAACAUGCAAUCAUUGUAAUGUUCAACUCAUUAUAAAUACUAAACAUUUAAUUGCUUUCCAUAAGCACUUAGUAAACGUACAUCCAGAAAAAUUAUCAGAAGAAAAGAAGAAAGAAGUUAAAUUUUACUGGACUUGGGAUCAUUUUAUCGCAAAAACCGAUAGAGAGGCAAUAUGCAAACAUUGCCAAGUAAUAGUUAGAUACAGACAUUCAGCUCAUUUAAAACAGCACUUAAAAGGACAUCACAAGAUAUUGAAUCCGAGUUCAUAUAGUAUAAUAAAUAACGAAACCACUUUAUAUAGCGAUGCAAAGGAAAACAAGAAUAUAACUUUAAGAAAUGCAAAACAUCAAGAAGAUUUACCUAACUCAUCAAACCUAACUAACAAUUUGUCUGAAUGUAUAAAAGGAACAAAAGCAUUUGAUGAGGAAGCAGAAGACAAUGUAAUUCCAGUUCGUCGCUGGAUACGUAGACAUUACACACGAUUAACAAUAUCUUCAUUGCAAUGCAAUCAUUGUAAUAAAAGAUUCAUAAUGUGUAUUUAUCGCUUAGAUGUUUUACGUAGGCAUUUGCUGGUGGUACAUCCAGACAAAUUAACAGCAAAAAAGAAGAAAGAAGUUAAAUUUUAUUGGACUUGGGAUCAUUUUACCGAAAAAACCGAUAGAGAGGUAAUAUGCAAACAUUGCAAAGUAACAGUUAGAUACAGACAUAUAACUCAUUUAAAAGAGCACUUAAUAAUACAUCACAAAAUAUCAGGUCCAAAUUCUAAUAGCGUAAUAAUUAACGAGAGCUCUUCAGAUAGUGAUAUAGAUGCAAACGAUAAGAUAUAA